Messenger RNA from Gallus gallus (chicken), 4576 nucleotides. It is a transcript of the gene SLC16A14, whose product is annotated as solute carrier family 16 member 14. Gene Ontology annotation, biological process: transmembrane transport; monocarboxylic acid transport. The transcript has 7 exons. NCBI's taxonomy places the organism in Eukaryota, Metazoa, Chordata, Aves, Galliformes, Phasianidae. Gene Ontology annotation, molecular function: monocarboxylic acid transmembrane transporter activity. Bases 672 to 2219 code for a protein of 515 amino acids. The record is from RefSeq and is a predicted model, not a curated record.
AGCCACAAGAGUGUGCAUGUGAGAGGACUGCAAAUCUCCUCCGCCAAACCAGAAUUAGCCGGUAUCGCAGGAAUGAAAGAGCGUGGAGAUUUGAAAUUGCAGGGAAUGGAAGCGAGACAGCGCACGAGCCGAGCCGCCCGGGGUGCGAAGGGCCCGGCACCGGCCGCGCACCGCUGCGGACAAUAAGCCCCGGGCCGGCGAGCGGGACGAGGAGGAGCGGAGCGGGCGCAGGUCGGCAGCCGGACGCCGCGGAUCGGGGCGUGGGGCGGCGCGGCGGGGCCGGCUGGCGGCGGGGCGCAGCGCUGUGCCGGGCGGGGAGAGUGGACCUCGUGGGUUUCUCUAGGAUUUCACGAUUACUGAGAGCCUCUUGGGCUUCUCUGCCUUCUGUGCUCCUGUGUUCUUGUCAGUGCUGCAGUGUGGGAAGAAGGCUGAGGGCAGGAAGAAAUACAUAUCAAAAUUUGUUUCCUCUGAAAAAGUACAGUAAUUUCAUCUACCCGCCUCUUCAAGAUUUCUAUUUCUUUACUCCAAGCUUUAUUAACUUGAACACGAAGCAAAUAAUCUUACUGGGACAGCAGAAGGAAUACACAGAGAGAGCCCAAUCUUCUUCUCUGACCAGAGCCAACCCAUGAAGAGUGAGUGCUCUCAGCCACGUACAAAAUACUGUGGAAAAAAUGUAUGCCAGUCGAGAAGAUAUUGGAUAUGAUUUUGGAGAUGACUCAAAAGUUGGAAGUAAGCCAAUUAAGCCUAAUCCAAACAUCGAUGGAGGAUGGGCUUGGAUGAUUGUAUUUUCCUCUUUCCUUGUGCACAUACUUAUCAUGGGGUCCCAAAUGGCCCUUGGAAUACUCAACAUGGAAUGGCUUGAAGAGUUUAAUCAAAGUCGUGGCUUAACAGCAUGGGUUAGCUCUCUUAGCAUGGGCAUAACACUUAUUGUAGGUCCUUUCAUUGGUUUAUUCAUUACCAUGUGUGGGUGCCGCAAAACAGCAAUAAUUGGAGGGAUACUGAAUGCCCUAGGCUGGAUAUUGAGCGCUUAUGCCUCAAAUGUGCACUACCUCUUCCUUACAUUUGGAGUAACAGCUGGCAUUGGGAGCGGCAUGGUUUAUCUGCCUGCAGUGGUCAUGGUAGGACAGUAUUUUCAUAAGAGAAGAGCACUUGCACAAGGACUCAGUACCACAGGAACAGGGUUUGGAGCUUUCUUAAUGACAGCCUUACUGAAGUACCUCUGCAGGGAAUUUGGGUGGAGGAAUGCCAUGUUCAUCCAGGGUGCAAUCUGCCUGAACCUUUGUGUCUGCGGGGCACUUAUGAGACCACUUUCUCCCAAAGUCCUUAAUGAAAAGUAUGUUGUAAGAAGUAAUAGUGAAGAUAAUCAGGCAAAAGCUCUGUCUCAUUCUGCAGAGACUAUAAAAUCCAAUGGAGUCCUCAGUGAAGAACCAGAAAAAAAAGAAGUGAUAAAAAAUGAAGAAGUGCUUGACGAUAUUAAGCACAUAGAAAUUGGAGGAAAAUCUCGGAUUGGAAAGAGCAUGUAUGGACUGCGCAUCCUUAAGACAGUGAGCCAGCAGACGGUUACAGUCAGGAAGGGCUUUGGGAUCUGGUACUCCAGUUACUUUGGAGCUGCAUCACUGUUCACCAACAGAGUAUUUGUGGCCUUUAUAAUCUGGGCUUUGUUUGCCUAUAGCAGCUUUGUCAUUCCCUUUAUUCAUCUUCCAGAAAUAGUCAAGCAGUACAGUUUAUCUAGCCAGAACAAUGUAUUUCCUUUGACGUCCAUUAUAGCAAUUGUUCAUAUUUUUGGUAAAGUGAUCCUCGGAAUCAUCUCUGAUCUCCCUUGCAUCAGCACUUGGAAUGUCUUCCUCAUGGCUAACUUCACCCUGGUCACCUGCAUUCUUACUUUGCCAUUAAUGCAAACAUACAUUAGUCUGGCUGUGGUUUGUGCUCUAAUAGGAUUUUCUAGUGGCUAUUUUUCUCUAAUGCCUGUUGUGACUGAAGAUUUGGUUGGAACUAAACACCUUGCAAAUGCCUAUGGCAUCAUCAUUUGUGCCAAUGGAAUAUCUGCAUUGCUUGGACCACCCUUUGCAGGUUGGAUCUAUGACAUCACACAUAAAUAUGAUUUUUCUUUUUAUAUAUGUGGCUCGCUAUAUUUGGUGGGAAUCUUAUUUUUAUUUAUGCAACCUUAUAUUGGAAAGAAACAAUCACAGGAAAAAUCUACCGAAGAGGCACAAGUAUAGAACAAAUUCCUGAUUUUUUUUUUUACACAAUUUAUUUCUUUCCAUGUUUCUAUUGCAUGGCAGUUUAAAGCUGUUCUUCUUAAGGAACCAACCACGCUGAGCUGUGCUUAAGUACUUACGUGAAAGGAAAAUGUGCACCAAAAUGAUAAUAAAUUAUUAGAAAUAUGUUUUUAAAAUGACUUAAGAUCUUUCACUUUAGUACUAAGAAUUAUAGAGUUUAAAAGCACACUGACAGUCUUAAAAUUGGAGUGAUGCUAGAAAUAUUUACUUUUGAUUCUCUUAACUUUUCACCACUAACUUUUGGUGAAACUCCAUUGACUGCAGUGCAGUUACUUCUGAUUUGUAAGAUAAUUUGAUCAGGAUGCAAAUGAUUUAUAAAAAUCCUUCCUACUAUGUAUCCUAUCUGAUAAAAGAUGAGUUAGUACAUAUAAGAAAAUGAUUGUAUUUCUUACCUGGCUAGUCAAGUACUGCUGAAAUGCUAGUACAGUACUUCAAUUAGUUCAAUAUAUUAAAAUUCAAGAUUCUGUGAUGCAAAGCUGAAGAAAAUUUCUUAUGUUUUUCUGAAAGGGCUCUCUACUUGAACGAUUUUUUAUUUUUAUUUUUAAUUAUCAAGUGCAUGGUAAAUUAGCCAUCUUCAAUAUGUGGGCUGUACUGUAUGUGCUCUGACACUUCAUGCGCCUGAAGGAAAACAAACAGAAAAGCAAAACCAGAAAACUGAUGGGAAAUAUUAACUUGAUUCUUCAACAGAAAUGAUAAGCAGCAAACGCUGAUGAUCUGUUACACCAGUUCCACAUGCACGAGUUACCACAUUCAGAUAGACUGAUUUCUGAUUUCAGAUUCAACUUCUCCAGCAGUUACUCAUGAUUUAUGUUGAUGGAAUUGAGAACAGAAUAUGGAACUGUGUAUAUAGUCCUCUAGUUCUGCUCACUGAAAUUCAGCUCUAUUAUUGUGGACGACAUCCAACGUAAAUCGCUGUAGCUGUGUUAACUGUCCUAGAGCUACUGAUCACACCUGUAUCAGGUAAAGAUACCCGACAUGAGAACAAAUGCUUUUUGAAUUACUAGAGUUAUGCCUUGAAAAGUUAAAAUUGGUCUGACUCUUGUCUGUGGUCUUUUAUGAUAGAGAAAUAAUUUAUUUAAAUGAACAACAGUCCCUUUAUUGUAAAAAACAACAACAACAAAACAAACCAGUAUAUUUAAGGGAGCAAAUGCUGUUGUUAUGGCAUAUCCAGGUUCUUACAGGUUCUUAAGCCUGCCUUGUGGUUUGAAACCUUACAGUGAAAGCACCAGACCACAGACUGGAAAAUAUUUCCAGAAACAGUUUGACCUUUCUGGCUGCUGUCUGGCUGGGAUAAGUAAUCUGUACUAAAGAAACAGAGCUGGGCAAAACUGGCCAAAUACACCGUAAGAAAGAACUGAACUACAGCAUGCUAAGUUUUGCUACAAUUAACUUCAGAAUAAAAACUGCUGAAUUAUGAGCCAUUGUGUUGCUGUAUACAAGUACACCAGGAACUGCCUGAGACUGGUCAUGUUUUAGAUGUUUACUCACUAGCAAAUCAGAUAACACAAAGCAUGGAAGAACUCCAGUCAAUUUAAAAUAUUUACAUAAAUUUUCUUAAGCAACAUUAACGCAGAAUGUUUUGAAUAAUGCUACAAAGCACCAUACAUCUCAGCUUUGACAGGUGAGCCUGAUGUUAGUUUUCCUAUAUGAAAUAAACGUCACUGUUUCUUUUCCCUGCUUGCUUCACAAAUGCUUUUUCGUGACAAAUCAAGUUCUGGGUCUACUACUGAUACAUGCCACUUGAAUUCUCUAAAAGCAAUCAACAUUAUUCAGUUGUAUUGAAGAAAUAUUUAAAACAGUUACUGAGGUGAAAACCUCAAGAAAACCCCAAACUACCGAAAGAUUUAGAUUUGAUAUAGUAUUUAUGGCUUUAAAAUCCACAUUAAAGCAAUUGAGGUGGCAGUGAAUUGCAGCAUGUGGCAUGAAUAAGCAGACAGUUUAUUUCUUAAAAUCAGCUUUUUUUGCUGAAAAAAAAAUAUUCAUGUAAACCACACCAACAUCAGUUCUUUAGUUACAGGUUUAAUGUCUUGGUGUGAAUGCUACUGCUAACUUAUUUUAGCUGAGCUCUCUUUCAUUGGUGAAAUAUAUAUAUUAUAGUGAUGAUUUGCCUCAAUUUCUUUCUAUUUUUUGAAAGAUAUAUAGUCAUUAUACUUAAAACCUAACUUUGCCUUUUGUUAAAAUCAUCUUUAUUUGCAUAGUACUGUAAUGAAUAUGUUGCUCAUUUAUAUCUGCAAGAUACCUUCCUAUAGAAGUCCUUUAUGAGCCCUAUAACGGGAAUAAACAUAUAAUACCCCAAA